AUGCUUGGAUCUUCGGCAAACGUACCCCUGAGCGGAUUUGCGCAUCCACCACCGGUUCCAACAAAUCCACAAUCGUUUGCCAGUUAUUCCGUCACAGAACCAAAUGGCCAUCUAGCGGCUGCAUCACCCGAUCCAUUUAAUGCUUGUCAAUUAAAUCCGCUAAACCAUUCGACAUUCGGUGGUGGUUCAAGUGUUGGAUUACCGUGCGCAGAUAUGUCUGGCCUAGCAAACCCAAACCAAAUGCAAGUGGGGAUGAAUGGAUUGAGCUUUCCUGGACCAUUCCAUACUCCUGUACAGGGACUGGCAGGCUAUUCAAGAACAACCGUCCCAGGAAAUUAUGCGCACACAACAGAUUGGUGUCUGUUUCUGUGCAAUCUACCACCAGAUAUUGAGGAGGCAACUUUGUGGAGACUCUUUGGUCCGUUUGGGGCAGUCCGUUCGGUGAAAGUCAUCCGCGAACCGGGCACCAACAGAUGCCGUGGAACCGGUUUUGUCAAUAUGACAAAUUACGCAGAAGCUUUGUUGGCAAUACAAAAUCUGAAUGGGUUUGUUCAGUCAUACUAUUUGUAA
Opisthorchis viverrini is the source of this 570-nucleotide messenger RNA. RefSeq lists its product as hypothetical. The transcript has a single exon. The record is from RefSeq and is a predicted model, not a curated record. Gene Ontology annotation, molecular function: RNA binding. NCBI's taxonomy places the organism in Eukaryota, Metazoa, Platyhelminthes, Trematoda, Opisthorchiida, Opisthorchiidae. Bases 1 to 570 code for a protein of 189 amino acids.